AGUAAAGAUGGCGACGCCUGUGGAUGGAGAGGGACAGCCAAGUCUAAAUGGGACUAUUCCCGACCCCCAAACAAAAAAACUGACAGACCUGCCGACCGAGUUGGUCGAACACAUCCUGUGCUUCCCUGUCCUCAAACAUGUCGACAUUUGUAACGUCUCCUGUUGCUGCAAGCGGCUACACGACGUUUGUCAUGGAAGGGGGAAGGUCUGGGGACACCAGUAUAAACUCAGAUGGCCAAGACUGCAGAGGUUUUAUCGUCAGAAUGAGUCCUGUGACUGGCUCAGAGAAUACAAAACACGCCAUAGAGUUGGGAUACAAAUACGAAGGACUGUGGAAUCGAUCUCAAAGAGAUUCUUCACAGAAGUUCCUUGCGUUGGUCAGGUGCUGGGAGACAGCUUUGCAGAAAUUGAGUCACUUGGAAUGCCUGAGCACUUCUGUGAAGAUGAGCUGCUCUUCAUACUCAACUCUGACAAGAGGAAAAGCCUGACCCUGAAGUACUAUGCAAAGAAAAUCCUUUACUUCCUGAGACAGCAAAACAUCCUAAAGAGUCUGAAGAAUUUCCUGGAGCAGCCCGCAGAGCAGCAGUCAGCUCUAGAAGGUGCUGUACUAGUUGAUCAGUAUUGUAACCCACUGGCCGAUGUUACACUCGAUAGCAUAUCAGCCCAGCUGGAUGAAAUCACAGAGAAAGUCAAGAAGAUGCUGAGAAUCAAGAACCCAUCACACCCCAGCCUGCGUAUUGCCCAAGGUAACUGUUCUGUUGUAGAGGACUUUGAGCUCCAGAGACAGGUCAUUUGUGCCCUUAACUCUGUCCUGUAUGAGCAGCUUCAAUACAAAGGCAAUGAGUGUGACUACUACAACCCCCUCAACUCUUAUAUCCACCAGGUGCUACUACGUCGUACAGGCAUUCCCAUAAGCCUCUCUGUUCUCUACAUGACAUUGGCCCAGAGGCUGGGUGUUCAGCUGGAACCCGUCAACUUUCCCAACCACUUCCUGCUGCGCUGGUGCCAGAAACCGAGAGGGAGUGAGGAUAUCUAUGACUUUGUCUACAUUGAUGCCUUUGGAAAAGGCAAGCAGCUGACAGCAAAGGAGUGCGAGUACCUCAUCGGCCACCAGGUUACAGCAGAUUACUACAGUGCCAUAAGCACCACAGAGGUGCUGCUUAGGAUGGUGGGAAACCUGCUUAACAUCGGCAAGAGAGGUGAGGGCAAUGAAAAAUCCUACCAGCUACUCCGAGACUCUCUGGACCUCUACCUCACAAUCAACCCAGAUAAUGUGCAGUAUUUGCUGCUGCAGGCACGCCUCUACUUCCACCUGGGAAUCUGGCCAGAAAAGGUGCUUGACAUCCUACAGCACAUUCAGGCACUGGAUCCCUCCCAGCACGGAGCGGUGGGUUACUUGGUGCAACAUACGCUGGAGCACAUCCAGCACAAGAAACACCCUGUGACACCCGAGGUGAAGAGGCGUAGUGCUCCAGAACACCUGGAAGUCCAGUAUUCAGUCGGCCUUAUUAUGAAACACAAGCGGUCUGGGUAUAACUGUGUGAUCUAUGGAUGGGACCCUAAAUGUACAAUGAGUCCAGAGUGGAUCUCCACCAUGAGGGUCCAUCAGCUGUCCAAUGGGGCUAAUCAGCCUUUCUACAAUGUACUCGUGCAGGAUGGGACUUGCCGCUAUGCAGCACAAGAGAACCUGGAGCCUCACUCAGCCCCCCUGGAGAUUGGCCACCCAGAGGUGGGUCGCUACUUCUCCGAGUUUGCUGACACCUACUAUGUUGCCAAUGAAGAACUUCAGACACGAUACCCAGAGGACAUGGAUGAAACCUUGUGUACAGUCCGGGAGUUCUAUCACAGACUGACACCCAGUGCUGGGAACCAAGAAGAAGCUCCUACCACAGACCAAAACAACCAACAAGCCAUGUCUAUGUAGCAAGUAGCGCUGUCUAGCACUCUGCCAACCCAGGCUAACCGCUUACAGGUCACAAUUAACUUAGCUGGUGCUUUGUUGUCAAAACCAGAGGGGUAUACUAUGAAGGAAAUUCAAGAAAGCCAGGCUUUUGUUGCCUUAGCUGGCGUAACAGACCCUAAAAUCCCAGUUGGAGAUGAUCGGUACCAUGACAGUAGUUGUCAGCGUUCUCUAUUAAGCUUUCUGCUUCAACCUCUGUGUGUGCUCACAUAAAAGAGGGGAGUUUCACAUGACAUGCAACUCUUCUUGCAUAUAAAAUGAUCCAUAUGAGUGCUACCCUUUCCAAUCAGAGACAUUAUAUGAUGAUGAUUAUAAAAGGUGAUUAAAAUCUAUAAGGAAAUUUGAAAAAUAUAACAGUAAAAUGCAAUACUGUUUACUCACCAGAUCAAAGUGAAAUCAAUUUGACUGAAUAGGUAUAAAAAAGUAUAAAAGAAAUUAUACAUUUUCAGUAUCACCAAAUUAAUACAUUCACCUUCCUGUGACAAUGCAAAGAACCUUUAUUCAGUCACUUUAGCAAUGUGUGAAAACCUGGCGCUUCCAGAUGAUUUUCAAACUAAAAACCAGAACAUAACCAGCUCCUGACCAGGUUACGAGAACACUACAAGUUACCAUGGUGAUUUAGCCAGUUAAGACGACCACUUUCAUGACACAGAAUACUUUAUAUUGGAAGUAGCUUGCUAAGCCAUUGAAAUUACUUGUAGUAGACCCCUCUAGCCGUGUGGAACAGAGAGUUUUUGCUUUGAUACGUCUGUCCUAAUACCCGUGUAUUUGUUGUAAAAUCAAGGUUCAAAUUGUCAGACAAUGAUGUAUGAUACUCAUUUAGCAGGGAUGUAUUUUUCACAACCGAAAUACCUUCAGAGAGCCAAGUUGGAAAAUUAAUCAAAAUCAGAAUAAUUUAACUUUAGAAACCACUAGAUUUGAAGUAAACAGUUAAGCGGACAAGUAAAUAUCAGAGUGAGUGUCCACGUGCUGCAAAUCCCCAUUGUCUAAAACCAAGGAAUGCUCUUUUACCCACAACUCCAUGCAUCCAGCACCAGUCUGAAAACCAUUUACCCUAAAUCCCCAGUACAUUGACACGCAGAAGACUAACUUUGUAAAUUGACUUUUGCUUUUAUUUCUCCGUAUUUUAAUGGUGACACUCACUUAUGAAAGUCUAACUUUCACAUUUCUAGUAUUUUUUUUCUGUAUAUUUACAAGUGAAAUAAGUAGGAUGCCAUGGCUCAUCAGUCUUUAAUGAAAAAAACAAAAACAAGUGGAACCAAUAAGGACACCAACUACUUGAAGCCGAAAUGACUGAGUUUUGAAGAGACAAAAAGAAUAAAGCGUUCCAGGUUGUAAUACUUCCUUUCUG
Pelmatolapia mariae (spotted tilapia) is the source of this 3311-nucleotide messenger RNA. RefSeq names its product F-box protein 21 (gene fbxo21). The record is from RefSeq and is a predicted model, not a curated record. Gene Ontology annotation, molecular function: protein binding; DNA binding. The coding region runs from base 8 to 1924 and encodes 638 amino acids. NCBI's taxonomy places the organism in Eukaryota, Metazoa, Chordata, Actinopteri, Cichliformes, Cichlidae. The transcript has 12 exons.